Colletotrichum navitas is the source of this 1389-nucleotide messenger RNA. Its product is annotated as acyl CoA binding protein. NCBI's taxonomy places the organism in Eukaryota, Fungi, Ascomycota, Sordariomycetes, Glomerellales, Glomerellaceae. The record is from RefSeq and is a predicted model, not a curated record. The coding region runs from base 358 to 1098 and encodes 246 amino acids. Gene Ontology annotation, molecular function: fatty-acyl-CoA binding. The transcript has 2 exons.
CCUGCGUUAUCUUUAGCUGGUGUUGUUAAGCCGAACCACACCAAAUCCCCCGACCCAGCCAACCCGAAUCACCUCGGAUACACGCCAUAAACGCGCCUUUCCCUCCCUCACCCAAGUUUUCUGGUUCAAGGAUAGCCUUCUAGAUGGCUGACUCCGUGGGUGAGUUAAGAAAGAAAACCUUACCACCACCCUUUUGUUGUGGAGAGUAAUUACCCGGCUAAUUAAUGCGAUUAUGCUUCCUCUCCAGAUCGCGUGUUCGUCCAUGCCUUAAAUACCGUGAAGAAAAUACCCAAAACAGGGGCCUCGCGCCCCCCGCCGUCCGACAGGCUGCGACUCUAUGGCCUCUAUAAGCAAGCAAUGGAGGGGGACGUUGAUGGCGUCAUGGAACGACCGACCUUGGCUUCCGGCCUGCCUGCCGACGAGCUUCAGCGCGAGAAAGACAAGUGGGAUGCGUGGAAUAUCCAGAAGGGCCUGAGCCGCACGGAAGCAAAGAAAAGGUAUAUCGAGGCGUUGAUCGAGACGAUGCACAAAUAUGCGACGACACCAAACGCUAAGGAACUCGUCGCGGAACUCGAAUUCGUGUGGAACCAGAUCAAGAACAACAGUCCCAGUUCGACCGACUCGUCACCGAAAGACACAAGGUAUACCGGCGGGUUACGACAAUAUGAGCAACCCCUGCUCGAAACCGAAGGUCCGCUGAAAGUUCUAAGUCCUAUGAGCGAAGACGACGCUGCUGAACAGGACCCGGUAGGGAGGAUAGGUUUCAACCAAGACGAGGAAGCAGACGCGCUUGUUAGAAGCAGUAACUGGUCCCGGAGCGUGGAACGAGCCCUGGAGAAACUCUCAGCCGAAGUCGCGGCAUUGCGAGAGCAAAUCACAACAGGAAGGGAGUGGAAGUCGAAAAAGUCACGAAGCUUUCCUGCCUGGAUACGAUGGCUGACUUGGUUGAUAAUGAAACACCUCGCCAUCGACGUGGUCCUUUUGGGUUUCAUUCUCCUGUGGAUGCGCAAGCGCAAGGACCGGAGGUUGGAAGACUUGGUCCGGGCGGGGAUAAAGUUGAUGAGGGAGUACGUGAGGAACUUCUUGCCAUCUAGAUGACAACUUUCCGAUGGUUGGUGAGAGGCGCAGCCUACGACCGGAACGCCACUGAUGUGGCUCUUUGCAUCCUGAUCACAGCAUCGACCUGAGCAGGGCCACAUCUGCCACUCGUCCUCAGUAGAGCUGGAAGGCUUGCGCGACUUGGACGCCAGUCCAAGCUCAGAGAGCAUGCGAAUGCCGUCCUGCGGCUGCAUGCUAUAAGUCUCAUUAUAAAACGCGGAGAUCACAUAUGCGUCUCCGAUAUUGAUGACAGACGAGUAGCUCCUGGGAGACGAUUUCACGACUACGCCU